UGUAAAAGAAACCCUUAAAAAGUAUCGACAAACAAAGAUUGAUUUUGUAAUUUAUUUUUCUUCUUCUCCCUUUUUUUUUAGAUAAUUUAAAAAAUAUUUUUAAAUGAAUUUUUAUUAUUUAAAAUUAAAAAUGGCGGAAGAUAAAGGCCGAUAUGUAUAUACGUUUAUAUGUAUUUGUAGGGAAGAAAGCACUUAAAACGAUCAAAGAAAAAUCAUCUCGGAGAAGCAUUUGGUUGAUUACGCGCCUGCGCUGAUGUCAAUUUGACAUUACUGUGUUGGGGAAAAGCACAGUUAGCUGGGAACUGUUUGACAGACAACAUCAUGACCGGUCCCAGCUGUCUAAUACCCGUUUCCAUUCAAACUACGGAUUACAGUGCUAACUUCAAGCGCUAGUGUAGAAGAGGUGUGUAGUCGGGUGACUGUCUAACAUCUACAAACCAACUGUAUCUUGUUAGCGGAUAGUGCGGAAUAUGGCGGAAAAUGACGUCAAUCGCCAAUUGUCGAGUCUCCAUGAUGCUGGACCAUGGUAAAUUUGCAGUGUAGUUCCGCUAAGCAUUUAUUUAAAAUCGGCACCAGUAAAAAUCGAUCUUUCUAACAUAUUACGAAAUAUAUAUAUAUAUACAGGACUAAAAAGAUCAUUUGUGGAUUUAUUAUUGUUAUUAUUAUUUUUAUUUUUUUAUUAAAAAUCUGUGGAUACCUGUAGAGUUUUUAUGGGAUUGAUUGCUCUGUGGAUAUUGUGCUUGCGGCCGCGUUUCGCCGUUAAGUAGCAUUCAAGGCGAAGGUAACCCUUGAAAAUUAGCCAUGGGAUGUGCUAUGAGUGCAGAAGAGCGUCAGGCUUUGGCAAGAAGCAAGCAGAUUGAAAAAAGUUUAAAAGAAGAUGGUAUCCAAGCAGCAAAGGAUAUCAAGUUAUUAUUAUUAGGUGCGGGUGAAUCCGGUAAAAGCACAAUUGUCAAACAGAUGAAAAUUAUUCACGACAGUGGAUUUACAUCAGAAGACUUCAGGCAGUAUAAGCCAGUCGUCUAUAGCAACACGGUACAAUCAAUGGUGGCUAUAUUGAGAGCCAUGCCAACAUUGGGAAUAAAUUUCAGUAACAACGAGAGAGAGGCUGAUGCAAAGAUGGUAUUUGAUGUUGUAUCAAGAAUGGAGGAUACAGAACCAAUUUCUGAAGAAUUAUUGAGUGCCAUGAAAAGGCUAUGGAAUGAUACGGGUGUACAAGACUGUUUCGGACGGAAUAAUUUAAUUAUUAUUUUUUAA
Messenger RNA from Centruroides sculpturatus (bark scorpion), 1254 nucleotides. RefSeq names its product guanine nucleotide-binding protein G(o) subunit alpha-like. Bases 802 to 1254 code for a protein of 150 amino acids. Gene Ontology annotation, cellular component: heterotrimeric G-protein complex. The transcript is spliced from 4 exons. Gene Ontology annotation, biological process: adenylate cyclase-modulating G protein-coupled receptor signaling pathway. The record is from RefSeq and is a predicted model, not a curated record. Gene Ontology annotation, molecular function: G protein-coupled receptor binding; GTPase activity; G-protein beta/gamma-subunit complex binding. NCBI's taxonomy places the organism in Eukaryota, Metazoa, Arthropoda, Arachnida, Scorpiones, Buthidae.